AAAUAAGGAAUGGUAUCUUUAUACGUUCAAUGAUUCAUCAUUUAUUUUCCGAAUAUUUCACAUUUAAACGGUUGUAAAACAUUCAGAUGAAACUAGAGAAGAAGAUCGAGACAGAUAAUAGUAUAGGUGAGGUUAUGAACGGCGAUAGAAAGCGGAUCAGGGAGUCAAGAAAAAGGAAAGGAGAUGAACAGACAAAUGGAGAAGGUUCAAAGAAGGCUAAAAAGGAAAAGAGUUUGGAUGUCGGGGAAGACAACGCAACCGAAAAGGCCAGUAAAACACAAACUGAGAUUGAUGGAAAGUUGAAGAAAUUUAGGAUUAGUAAAAAGACAAGGAAAGAGUUGAAAGAGCGUGGCAUCAAAUAUCUGUUCCCGAUCCAGGCUAAAACAUUUGAUCUGAUUUACGAAGGCAAAGAUGUAAUUGGAAAAGCAAGAACUGGAACAGGAAAAACGCUUGCGUUUGCGUUGCCGGUAAUGGAACGUCUUCAGGAAAAUGAACUUGCAACCAAAAGGGGCCGAGCUCCAGUUGUCCUUGUUAUGGUACCAACUAGGGAACUUGCCAAGCAGGUCAGUGAUGAAUUUGAUGCACUGAAAACUAGUCUGAGUGUUUACUGUAUAUAUGGUGGAACACCUUAUGCUCCUCAAGAGUCGGCCAUACGUUCAGGAUUGGAUGUGUUAAUUGGGACACCUGGAAGAAUAUUAGAUCACAUGCAACGAGGGAUUCUUGAUUUGAGUAAAUUAAAACACUGUAUAUUGGAUGAAGUUGACAGAAUGCUUGAUAUGGGUUUCCAGGAUUCAGUGGAGGAGAUUCUUGCUGCCUCCUACACUGCAGAUAGCGCAGAGAAACCCCAAACAUUAUUUUUCUCAGCGACUCUUCCGGACUGGGUAACAACAACAGCACAAAAAUACAUGACAAAAGAUCGACAUAUUGUUGACGUAAUUGGAAAUGAAAGACAACAGGCUGCAUUGACAGUUGAGCACAAAGCAAUCAAAUGUCCCUACCACGAACGAGCAGCAACAAUUGGUGAUGUUAUCCAGGUCUACUGUGGAGCACACGGAAGAACUAUUAUUUUCACCCAGACAAAAAAUGAGGCAAAUGAACUGGUCUUGAACUCUAUACUUAAACAGGAUUCCCAAGUACUUCAUGGUGACAUUCCACAGAAACAAAGAGAGCUCACAUUGAAAGGAUUUCGUGAAGGGAAAUUUCGAUGUUUGGUUGCGACUGAUGUGGCAGCCCGAGGCUUGGAUAUUCCUGAAAUUGAUCUGGUUGUCCAAUGUGAACCACCCAAGGAUGUUGACGCGUACAUUCACAGAGCUGGCAGAACGGGACGAGCAAAUCGUCUUGGAGUCUGUAUCAUAUUUUACAAAUACAAUCAGGAGAGUUUGCUGAAAAUGGUUGAGAGGAAAGCUGGCAUUAGGUUUAAACGAAUCGGCGCUCCUCAGCCGGAAGAUAUUAUCAAAUCUUCAGCAGAUGAUGCUAAAAGGUUUUUAGAGCAAGUUCCAGCCGAUGCUCUUACAUAUUUCCGUGAAGCCGCUGAAGCUUUGAUAGAGGAUCGUGGCGCAGUUGAUGCUGUUGCAGCAGCCUUGGCUCACAUCUCUGGCACGACUGAGAUCAAGUCAAGAUCAUUACUCUCCUCACAAGAGGGCUACACGACAUACAUUUUGAAACAAGAAAAGAUGGAGUUACGGUCAACUGCUUACAUGUGGAGGGUGAUUGAAAACUGCCUCUCAGCCAAGAUUAAACCGGAAGUCAAGGGCAUGAUAAUGUCUCAAGAUCGUUAUGGCGUGGUGUUCGAUGUCCCUAGCAAUUUGAUCCCAGAAAUAGAGUCAUCCUGGACCAAUCCAAAAGAUGUGAUAUUAGAAAAGGCGAGAGAGCUUCCUGAAUUAGUCGCUCGGGUAAACAACUACCCUCAAUCUAAUGGUCGACACUUUGGUUCUACAAAUCAAUUUCGCUCCAAUGGCUUUGGUAGAUAUGGUAGCAAUGGAGGAUCUGAUAAAUUUUCUAAUGGUACAAGGACUGGUGGGAGGUUUGGGAACAACAACUAUAGCAAUGGUACGAGGACAGGUUGGAGAUCCGGGAAUGAUAAAUCACAAUUUCAAAGAAAUGGUAGAUAAUAAAGCUACGCAGAAUACAACAAAUGUGUUUGUGUCUAAGUACUAGAUUUGUUGCA
Molecule: messenger RNA, 2167 nt
Organism: Dendronephthya gigantea
Lineage: Eukaryota; Metazoa; Cnidaria; Anthozoa; Malacalcyonacea; Nephtheidae
Product: nucleolar RNA helicase 2-like
Exons: 20
Coding region: 87-2111 (674 amino acids)
Molecular function (GO): helicase activity; ATP binding; RNA binding
Source: RefSeq, a predicted model, not a curated record